AUGAAGACGCUACUUAUAAGAGAAAGAAAUAUGUUGAUGAAGAUUCCGCGGAAUAAAGGGUUUAUGAUAACUAGGAGUGAAAAACAUAUGGAUAUCUUCAAAAUGAGACAGCAAAAGAAAAAUCUUCAUAAUGAAGCGCCCAGAAGAACAUCUUUCACCAUGAAAGAGUCAAGAGGGUAUCAGCACUAUGAUGAAGCCAAGGAGAAAUUCGCACAGUGA
This is a messenger RNA of Plasmodium inui San Antonio 1, 219 nucleotides long. RefSeq lists its product as hypothetical. Bases 1 to 219 code for a protein of 72 amino acids. The transcript has a single exon. NCBI's taxonomy places the organism in Eukaryota, Apicomplexa, Aconoidasida, Haemosporida, Plasmodiidae. The record is from RefSeq and is a predicted model, not a curated record.